AUGGAAUUUUCCGCUUGUCCCUUCUGUAAUUUAACAGUACCAUCUCUGGAACUCGAGAGACAUGCUAAUAAUCACUUGGACGAUGAAGAAAACGCCCGAGACUUCGAACUUGCGCUUCAAAUCUCUCUUGCUCCCCCAUUUGUUGACAAUUCCGUAGAACAUAUAAAUAGUUCCAGGGACAACCCCAAGAGUGGUUUUUUUAGAUGUGAUGCCCAGGGAACUACCAGCAGAAGGAUAGAUACUGAUGAAAAAAUUUGUUAUUUAGUAGAGUCACAAAUCAAGGAGAGCUUCUGCCAAGUUGAAGACGGCUUGAUGUCUUUGUUGGCAAAGUGUCUAGAAUUAGACUCAAAGAACGCAACAAGUAUAUUGUCUGGAUAUGUUGAUCACUUUCAGAGUGUCGAAUCAGAGGAUGUUGGGUGGGGGUGUGGGUGGCGUAAUAUUCAGAUGCUUAGUUCUCAUCUACUUAAACAGAGACAAGAAGCAAGGGAGGUUCUGUAUGGUGGUUCUAGCUUUGUACCCGAUAUUGCUUCCUUACAAAGAUGGCUUGAAAUAGCUUGGGAAAGAGGUUUUGAUACACUUGGCUCAAAUGACUUUGAUCACAACAUUUAUGGAAGAAGAAAUUGGAUUGGAACCACCGAGUGCGCUGCACUUUUUCGUUCAUUUGGUCUUCGUGCCAGGAUAGUGGAUUUUUGUGGCAAUGAUAUAAGCUUAGAUAAAAAUGUGGGCAAAAGGAAGGUUAUGCAAGUUUAUGGACCAAUGGAUAAAUUUCUGUCGAAGAGGGAUUCAAAAAUUCCUGACGCAGUUUCAUCUGGUGAAGGAAGUUCUAGCAUCCCCUUGGGCAAUAAAAAGGGUGAUCAGGUUCUUAUUGAUUGGGUAUGGAAUUACUUUUCUGACAACAAUCCCAUCCCAUCUGGCAAUCGGCGUGUUGUCCUUAGUGGGAAACCGCCCUUGUACUUCCAACAUGAUGGCCACUCAAGAACCAUCAUUGGCAUUCAGGUUCAACAUCAGAUAAACAGGAUGCAGCACUGCAACUUAUUAAUCUUGGACCCUUCCAGUAAAACAAGAGCUUUGGAAAAAUCACUUAAAGAGAACGUUGGAUGGCAAAAGCUAAUAAAAAGAGGUGUCCAUACACUAAAGAAAGACCAAUAUCAGUUGUGUUUUAUUGAUCCUGGAAUUGCAAGUGGGGAGGAGCUGGAGAAGCUAAAGACCUUGCACAGCACUCGUGUUGAAUUCUAG
Messenger RNA from Fraxinus pennsylvanica, 1236 nucleotides. Lineage: Eukaryota; Viridiplantae; Streptophyta; Magnoliopsida; Lamiales; Oleaceae. The record is from the annotation of a GenBank genome assembly.